Messenger RNA from Penicillium arizonense, 1116 nucleotides. RefSeq lists its product as uncharacterized. The transcript is spliced from 6 exons. Gene Ontology annotation, biological process: copper ion import; iron ion transport; intracellular iron ion homeostasis. NCBI's taxonomy places the organism in Eukaryota, Fungi, Ascomycota, Eurotiomycetes, Eurotiales, Aspergillaceae. Gene Ontology annotation, cellular component: plasma membrane. The record is from RefSeq and is a predicted model, not a curated record. Gene Ontology annotation, molecular function: ferric-chelate reductase activity. The annotation marks the transcript as partial.
AUGAUCAUUUUCAAUCAUCAACCGGUCGUCUCAGCCCAAGGAGCCGUAGAAAAGGGCCUUCCCAUCUUGCUCACCAGCAGCAAUGAUCAGCGCAUCAACAUCCCAAGCUGCUUUCGACCGCUCAAACAAAAGCUCUGUAUUGUCUCGCCUAAAAGCAUGUCCCGCCCUGUGUCAAAGUUUGCCGAAUGGCUUGCCAGGGCUCCCGUCCAAGACAAGUUUGGUCUUUGUGGGCUCCUCGCUCUUUAUCUUGGAGACGCUUCUUCCAGGCGCCAACGCCAGGCGCUCCAGUGGCUGGAUAUCCCAUCAUACUUGCAAGGGGGAGUACUUGCAGCCCUAGUGAUUGCCAACAUUAUUGCAAUCAGUCUUCAUGCUCAGACCUGGGCGGACGUGCAGAAGCGAGCCGGAUGCUUGGCGGUCACGCACCUUGUUCCCCUCUGCUCCGGGUUUAGCUUCAGCCUUCCGGCCCACGUCUACCGUGUCGAACGGGGCACGUUCCAGUGGGCCCAUCGGUGGCUAGGCCGCAUUUGCGUGCUGCAUUGCCUUCUUCAUGGGUCCGUCUUAGGCACAGUUGCUCGAAAUACAAGCCUUGAAGCUCCCCUCGUCAUCUCACUCCUGGCCGGAUGCAGUCUCGUCUCGAUCUUGCCUUGGACGCUCGCUGCGAUUCUUCGACGGUGGCCGCAACUCGGCCUCAAGGUCCACCAUGUGCUUGCUUUGAUCGCCACCGGCGCCCUUUUCUACCAUUUGAUCGACCGGGUAUCGUCCAACCGCUGGGUUUUACUAGGUGCUCUGGUUGCCAAGCCUGGGAGUAAGGUCCUGCUUGCAGCUUCCCGCAUUCUACGUGGCUUCGUGGCCCGGCCUGGACCAGGCGUGACCCGAAGGAUCGCACAAGCUGCGGAUCGUGCGCACUCGACGAUUCAUUUUCCGGUGUGCGUGCUGGGUCCCUACGGGCACCCACCUCACCUAGGCCAGUACGGGACCGUCGUCUUCGUACUUGAAGAUAUUGGACUCUUCCGCGCGUUGCCGUUCAUACGAUAUCUCGUUCAAGAAAGCCGAAGCCGGAGGAACACGGUGCGACGGCUAGAGGUCCUGUGGCAAGUUAGGCUGAAAAAUUUCAGU